Molecule: messenger RNA, 3098 nt
Organism: Patella vulgata (common limpet)
Lineage: Eukaryota; Metazoa; Mollusca; Gastropoda; Patellidae
Product: actin-related protein 8
Exons: 12
Coding region: 86-1903 (605 amino acids)
Biological process (GO): regulation of DNA-templated transcription; double-strand break repair
Cellular component (GO): Ino80 complex
Source: RefSeq, a predicted model, not a curated record
UAUGCAAAAAUAAUGACGUUUUUCGCACGCCGUCAGCUUCCGGUAGACUAAAAAUGAAAAGUAAAAAACAAUAAAACUGAUAAAAAUGCCACCUACAUCCAGUAAAAAACCUUUCAUUCAUGCAGCUCCAGAACCAGCUGUUGAGCAACCUAUCCAACCCGGUCAGAUUAUAAUAAUACAACCAGGAUCGCUGAAUCUUCAGAUAGGUCGAGCUAUAGAGGGAGUUCCUCUUACCAUACCUCAUUGUAUCGCCCGGAGAAACAAAAAAGCUGUUUCUAAUGUUCCCCAGUCUUCAAUAUGGAUUCGACAGGAAACUCUGCACUCAGAAGCUAAACAUUUAAUGAAACAUGGUCUAAAGGCCGCAGAAGAUGUUCUGACAAAUCGUGUGAUGGAAAAUGGAAGUAUACGACCUUGUACAUCUUAUAAAGAGCUAGCCAAUCAUAAUUCUACCGUACAAGCUGAGAGAACUGAUAUAAAAAGUAAUAAAAGUUGGUCAGAUACAUCAAGUCAACCAGAAUAUCUCAUUGGAGAAGAAGCUGUACAUGUUCAUCCAUCAGAUAGAUAUAUACUGUCAUGGCCGAUACAACGAGGAAGAUUGAAUUUACAUGAAGGACCUGGAGGGUCGUUAACAGCUCUUAUGGCUGAUUUAGAAUUAAUUUGGGGAACAGCUUUAGAAAAAAAUCUGGAUAUUUCCCUUGAAGAUAUAAAGUUGUAUAGAGUAAUAUUAUUAAUACCUGAUAUAUAUAUACAUCAACAUGUGAAAGCCAUGGUAACCAUGUUAUUACAAAAUCUGGGGUUUUCUGCCAUCAUUGUUCAUCAGGAAUCUGUUUGUGCUACGUUUGGAUGUGGUAUAACAUGUGCUUGUGUAGUAGAUGUAGGUGAUCAGAAGACCAGUAUAGCUUGUGUUGAAGAUGGAAUAUCUAAUAAACAUACACGAAUAACAAUGGAAUAUGGAGGAGGAGAUGUAACUAGGACGUUUCAUUGGUUGCUAGGUAGAGCUGGUAUACCAUUACGUGAUAUAAAUCUCAGUAGUUUGAUUGACGGUCUCAUUUUACAAGAUUUAAAAGAAACAUAUUGUCAUUUAGAUCUGGAUGUGUAUGGUAUCUUGGAUCAGGUUGUUGAAAUAAAAAAAGUACAGAAGAAUGCUGUUCAUUAUAACGUAAAGUUAGGUGAUGAGUUAGUUCUUACACCAUUAAGUUUACUUCAUCCUGAGAUGUUUGGUUUACAUGGUAACAAGUUAAUACGGGUACAGAGUAGAUAUGAUGGUGAUCCAGAUGAUCCCCAUGAUGACCAUUUCCUUGUACAAACACAAAGACAACAACGUGAGGCUGCAAAACUUGGUGGAUCAAAGAAAGGAGCAGAAGAACCAAGAGAUGCAGACGCUAAUUUAUCACAGAUGGAUGACAGUCAGUUUGUCACGACCAUGUCACAGAUGGACGAAGAUUCCAAUGAAGCCCAGGAUAAUCUCCAAACAAAUGAAUUAAAUAAAUCGGAGAGGAGAAAAGAUUUAGAUGAUGAUGACGAACAAGAAGAAGGAAUAGUAACACAGUUAAUGGGAGUUGAUGAAGCCAUUGUAUAUAGUAUUGAAAAAUGUAGUAAUGAUGAUAUCAAGCGUAAAAUGUAUAGUUGUAUUUUAAUAAUUGGAGGUGGAAUGAGUUUUGACGCAGCUCAGAAAUGUAUAACAGGUCGUAUCUGGCCUCAGAUUCCACACUAUCAACGACUACAGAUGGAUACCAUGGAUGUACUUACACGACCAAAGGAUGUUGACCCCAAAAUAAUCUGCUGGAAAGGUGCGGCUAUUUUGGCAUGUUUAGAUACUGCUCAAGAAUUAUGGAUUCAUGAAAAGGAAUGGGAACAGUUUGGUGUAAGGUUAUUACGUGAAAGAGCUCCAUUUGUUUGGUGAUUAAAAGUAAAGAGAAACUGUGACAUUUUUAAUGGAAUGACAGAAUGGUGAAGAUGAAAUGGUACCUGAAUUUUACAAAAUUCAGAAAAACAACUUGUAAAUUGGAACCAGAAUGGAUAUGAACGAUUUAUUUUGAAGCAUUUCAAAGUGGUUAUUUGAAUAAUGGAUAAAUGGUUUAUAAAAAUACAAUAAAAGAAAUACCACAAGUGAGCGUUUUGUCAGUGCAACAAGAAGAGAAGAUGAAACCAAUCUUAUGCAGCUAUUACAGGAAUAUACUGUUAAGAAAAAAGCAGUGUUCCAGACAAAGACUAUAUAUUAUUGUGACUGUAAUUUCUCGGGGGCCAGGAGUAUUACAUGCUAUAAAGACAAGCUAAAUGUGUGUGGGGCCAAACUUCAAAUUAGAUCCAGGAAUACCCCAAUAACAAACUGCUUUAAAGCCAUGCUUAAUAAAUGUGGGACCAAAUUUCAGUUCAAGUCAUGAACACUUCUACAAGGAAUGGCUAUUAAGGCAUGCUUUAUGUAGGGCCAAAUUUUUAAAUGGUCGAGGAACAUUCCUACAACGAAAUACUAUAAAAUCAUGCUAUCUGAUUAAAAUAAAGAUCUACAUUUCGUUUCGUUUUUUUUUAUACUUUCGAUGGCCUACACUACAUGAAGAUCUGACAAGUUUUUUUCAGGGGUCAAAAAAACGACUUAUGACCCUAUGAUGUCAGACCAAUCAGCAUUGAUGUUACUAGUGGAUUACCCACAGUUCCGUGCAGAACACGCCUAAAGCUCGCCGUAACAGACCGUUUCAUUGGCUUAUCCCUGACACCAUUCAGAACACGAGUUAAAUAACAACUCUUCCAGAUCCAAGUGUAGUAAAGACAAGUAAAACGAAAUUUUGAACUAUAAAGACGAAACGAUUGUUGUUAGUUGUAUUUUAUGUCCGCUUCCACCGAGGUGAUAUCGUAGACAAGACGACGAAACGAAAUAGGAUCUGUGUUUUAACCAGAUUGUAAAGACGUGUAAUGUAUGUGGACACUAAAUAUUUAUCUCUAAAUAUCUACAUGUUUCUUUGCCUGGCAAGCUAUAUUGCAUCACAACAAUAAAUGAUAUAAAAAAUAAACAACUAUUUUCUAUAUUUUAUUUGAUCUUACAUCUGUUUCUAGCUUGUGACAAGUACUAAACAGUAAUAAUAAUAAUAAUUUCAAUGGUA